This is a messenger RNA of Colletotrichum scovillei, 465 nucleotides long. RefSeq lists its product as uncharacterized. Lineage: Eukaryota; Fungi; Ascomycota; Sordariomycetes; Glomerellales; Glomerellaceae. The record is from RefSeq and is a predicted model, not a curated record. Bases 1 to 465 code for a protein of 154 amino acids. The transcript has 2 exons.
AUGCCGCCCGGGUUGCCGUGGAACAAGGACGAGGAACUCGAGGCAAAUUUCGACCUCAUGGUCGCGAAUCGCCUGUUUGGGGAAAUCUGCAUGCAUCAUGUCCGACUCUACAUAUUCGCCGACAGAUACGACAUUGCGCAGCUGAGGCAGGUCUCUCUGACGCGCGCGAGACUCGGCAACCCCGGCUAUCAGCUUCUGUUCGGCGUCAUCGUAUUUGCAUUCGCCAACACGAUGCCGGGAGACAAGAUACGAAAACUGCUGAUUCAGACGUGCGUUGCCGACUUUAGCAUGGUGCGCGCGAUGCCCAGCUUCACCGAUCUGCUGCAUCGCGUACCUGAGCUGGGGGUUGAAAUCAUGACUGAGCUCCCCACGUAUUGGGAGGAAAGAAAGAAGGCGAUCAAUGAUGUCAAUGCAAAGUUUGCAUCGGCACAACCGGACGCGACGGCGAGCAAAGAAAAGUUUUGA